AUGUCAGAUAUCGGAGAACCCCUUACUUUAGCUCGAGAUGUUAAGAGAGCUAUUGAGUUGUUGGAUAAACUUCAAAAAUGUGGAGAAGUACCUGUAACAAGAUUAGCAGCUCUACAAAAAGUUUUACAAAGUGAUUUUUUAAAUUCAGUUCGUGAGGUUUACGAACAUGUUUAUGAAACUGUAGAUAUACAAGGUUCACAAGAUAUUAGAGCAUCUGCAACGGCUAAAGCCACAGUUGCUGCUUUUGCAGCCAGUGAAGGACACGCCCAUCCAAGAGUUGUAGAACUUCCUAAAAUUGAAGAAGGUUUGGGUUUUAAUGUAAUGGGAGGAAAAGAACAAAAUUCUCCUAUUUAUAUAUCUAGAAUAAUACCUGGUGGUGUUGCCGAUAGACAUGGUGGAUUAAAAAGGGGGGAUCAGCUACUUUCUGUUAAUGGUGUCUCGGUUGAAGGUGAAAAUCAUGAAAAAGCUGUAGAACUUUUAAAACAAGCGAAAGGAUCGGUAAAAUUAGUCGUUCGUUACACACCAAAAGUUUUAGAAGAAAUGGAAAUGAGAUUUGAUAAACAGAGGGCUGCUAGAAGACGUCAAUAUCCUUAA
This is a messenger RNA of Pediculus humanus corporis (human body louse), 594 nucleotides long. RefSeq lists its product as uncharacterized. Gene Ontology annotation, biological process: neurotransmitter secretion; protein localization to basolateral plasma membrane; maintenance of epithelial cell apical/basal polarity. The transcript has 3 exons. NCBI's taxonomy places the organism in Eukaryota, Metazoa, Arthropoda, Insecta, Psocodea, Pediculidae. Bases 1 to 594 code for a protein of 197 amino acids. The record is from RefSeq and is a predicted model, not a curated record. Gene Ontology annotation, cellular component: cell-cell junction; basolateral plasma membrane; synapse. Gene Ontology annotation, molecular function: protein binding.